GCGAUAGACAGUAGUACUGGAGUUGAUGAGAUAGAAAAGGCCCGAGGGUGAUCACAUACAAACACAAAUCUACGCUUGGCACCACGACAGCGAAGUCCGUCGGCCUCGUCCAACUCGCCCGUCGAGCAACCAGUAUCCUCAUCCGCAUAAUACAAGUUUCGCCCUGCUAGCGCCAUGUCCUGAAUGCCGCUCGCGUGUCGCCCUACCACAACCCGCGCCUAACCUGACGAGACCCUGGCAUGCGAACGCUGCUUAAACACGUCAAUCUCUGUCUACCAACUUUUAAUCUCCUCGACGACCAAAGCCCUCGCUCCUCCCCGGAGACAGGCAACCCUUGAACAAGCAUGUUUUGGCGAUUCGGCGGUUAUGCCAACAUCUCUUCCAUCGAUUCCAUCCUCGAGAAGCCCAAUGUCUCGCUCGAGGAGCUGCUCGACGAGAGUGACCUGAUCCAGGAGCUCAAGCAGAACAACUCCAAGCUCAUCGAGUUUCUCAGAGAAGAGUCCACUCUCCAGAAGCUGCUGGAAUACGUCGUUGCCGAUAAGCCCCCGCGUCCCGACAAUGCCUCUACAGUCGCAAAGGACGAAGAUGCCGACAGAUCAUCCCCCAUCAGCUUCUUCAAGAAGUCCGCCUCGCGCUCCCGCUCAAAGUCGGUCAACAAGUCGGAUGCCGGCGGCGAAGCUCCUGAAGCAGACGAAGAAGACAAGGGGGAAGCCUUGCGCAAGAAGUACGCAUAUGUUGCGUGUGAGGUCCUCUCUUCGGAUGUCUGGUCCAUAACGGAGGCUGUACUGGAAUACCAAAACUACCUACGCGAUUUCUGGAACUAUGUCAGCCGCCCUGCGCCGCUCGACCCCCUACAAGCUGGCUAUUUCACAAAAGUCAAUGAAUCUCUACUGGACAAGAAGACGGACGAAAUGAUGGCCUUCUUCAAGUCACUAGACCACGUCGUUCCCGACAUGUUGCAGCAUGUUGAUUGUCCUAUGAUUAUGGAUUUGUUGUUGAAAAUAAUCAGUUUAGAGAAGGCACCCGGCGGCCAAGGAAUUGUUGAUUGGCUGCAAACUCAAGAACUCAUCCCCGUUCUUCUCUCAUAUCUCGGUCCUGACAAUAGCCCUUCGACCCAAACAGCUGCUGGAGACUUUUUGAAGGCGAUCAUCACAAUCUCCGCGAAUGCCACUACUCAAGACCAGACCGUGAUUGGUCCCAACGAGCUGACUCGACAACUAGUUUCUGAUGAAUGCACAUCCAUCCUGAUCAAGAACAUGCUCGCAGGUGGCAACUCACUGACCGUCGGAGUCGGCAUUAUCAUUGAAGUCAUCCGCAAGAACAACUCUGACUACGAUCUCGACAACCAAGUUGGUCCUGAGCCCAGGACCACCGAUCCGAUCUACCUAGGCAGUUUGCUUCGCCAAUUCGCAACUCAUGUGCCUGACUUCAUGCACCUGAUCAGAAGUGCUGGAGCCAAGAAGCCUGGUCUCAAGACUGCCUUUGGCAAGGAGAUUCAGCCCCUAGGCUUCGACAGAUUCAAGACGUGCGAACUCAUGGCCGAACUUUUACAUUGCAGCAACAUGGCCCUCUUGAAUGAGCGUGGAAGCGAUGCUCAGAUCAAGCACCGAGACGACGAAAGAGAAAAGCUCAAGCUCGAAGGGCGAUUGACUGGACAACCUAUCGAGGGCUCAUCGUAUGACGAGCAUGAGCCAUUUGCAAGUAGCGUCGACAGCCACGGAUUCCACCACGCACAACGACCAGACGACGAUCUUAGUGGAUCGCCCGAAGAAAUUAAAAGGCUCGAGGUGCAAAAUGCGUCCGAGGAAGAUGGUUUCGAGAAGGUAGCUGUGUCAGAGGCAGAUGAAUUCAACGAGAUUGCAGGAGAUACAAGCCUGCCACCUUCAACAAAACAGGACGACCCAUCGAGCAUUCACCACAGUCCAUCAGAGACGUCGCGAGAUGGUACGACCGUCCUCACGGAAGAGAUCAGCCAACUACACAUUGAUAGCCCGGAACAAGAGGGUGAUGAAUCUCAACCUGAGGAAUCUGAGCUCAACUUUUCAUCAGAUCAGCCCAGGACCGCCCAAGAAGACGUGGACAUGCUCUCGCACCCCGAAGAUAAACCCGCACCUCUGUUCACGAGCCCCAGUAAAACCAGCCAUUCCGCGUCGAGCUCCACCGAAGAGGACCCUAGCCAUAGUACGGCUACGCUGCAGCCCGAAGCGCACCCCACCGAAGGCGAGAACGGACUCUGGGAAGCUGAUGUCGAUGGAUCUCCUGUUGUUGGCGACUUGUUGAAGAUCAAAUUUGUCGAACACCAGGUCGUCCCGACAAUCCUCGACUUUUUCUUCCGCUUCCCCUGGAACAAUUUCCUCCACAACGUGGUAUACGACGUUGUACAGCAAGUCUUUAAUGGCAGCUUCGAACGCGGCUACAAUCGCACCCUUGCUAUAGACCUAUUCUGUCAAUCCAAUUGCACAGAUUUGGCUUCUCAGGCUGAUGUCACCCAACGUAUUUUGGACGGACAGACUGCAUCUGACAAUGCACAGAAGGAGAAAGGUAUGCGUCUCGGGUACAUGGGUCAUUUGACCUUGAUCGCCGAAGAAGUCUUGAAGUUGCAAGAUCGGCAAGCUCCGGAAGUCCUGGGCGAACAGAUUAUGGAGCGCAUCACUCGGGAUGAAUGGAUCCAGUAUCUCGAGUCAACACUAUCCGAGACCAGAGACCGCGACAAUGCCGUCCUUGGUGGCGUGAAACCAGACCAAGGAUUUGGUGCCCGACAGGUCGGCAUGGGCGCCAACAGCAUGCUCGGUCAAGGCAAUUUCUCGGGUGGCAACAACUCGAGCGCUCUUUCGAAUGCUGGUCUCGUGCCAGCUGACAGUAUGGCGUUGCAAGAAGCGGCCGACGCGAGCGGUUACGACACAGGAUCCGCAGGCCUGCUUAGUGGAUUCGGCAACGGCGAUGACGACGACGAUGAUCUCGAGGAGUCGAUAACAGGAGAGAAGAGGGAGAAGGCGGUCGAUGAUGAUGAGCAGGUCGGUGAACUCUCGUUUGACGAUGUCGACAUCAACCACUUCCGCUAAAGCCAUUGUUUUUCGCGCGCGCACCCUCCAUACACACUACACCUCUUGCACAUUGAAAAACCUGCCCUACCCCUCGCAGUCUUGUACCCCAAUUCCCCAUAGUUGCCUUCCACAUCUGCAUCUU
Aureobasidium subglaciale EXF-2481 is the source of this 3186-nucleotide messenger RNA. RefSeq lists its product as uncharacterized. Gene Ontology annotation, cellular component: cytosol; nucleus. The record is from RefSeq and is a predicted model, not a curated record. Lineage: Eukaryota; Fungi; Ascomycota; Dothideomycetes; Dothideales; Saccotheciaceae. Gene Ontology annotation, molecular function: protein phosphatase regulator activity; protein phosphatase binding. Bases 345 to 3062 code for a protein of 905 amino acids. The transcript has 5 exons.